Chelonus insularis is the source of this 659-nucleotide messenger RNA. RefSeq lists its product as uncharacterized. Lineage: Eukaryota; Metazoa; Arthropoda; Insecta; Hymenoptera; Braconidae. The record is from RefSeq and is a predicted model, not a curated record. The transcript is spliced from 2 exons. Bases 108 to 659 code for a protein of 183 amino acids.
AAAAAAAUGACUAUCAUGUUGUCAAUCAUGUUAAUCUGGUGAAAAAUUUCAUGGAAAUGAAUUAGAAUUAUUAUUUGGAAAUCAUUAUUUACGAUUAUAAAAUUUCAAUGCAAGAAAACAAUCAUUCAGCAUGUGGAUGCUUGCAAUUAAAAGCAGUUCCACAUUCGUCAAGGUAUUACAGAGAAAUCGGAGCAAAAGUAAUUGGCAAUGAACUUUUGAUAAAAUUUGAAAAAAAAACAAAUACACCUGAUAAUUAUGAUCCACCGUGCUACUGUAAAAAUUCUGUAUCAACAUCGACUGGGUUCCAAUCUCAACCUCCAGCUACAAAAAUUAUCGGGGUUGGUGAUAAUCAACUGACCUUUCAGAUCAGCCCUAAAUUCGAAUUUAAUUAUGAUAAUAAUCCUCACUAUAAAUCUUCUGUAAUAACUGAUGACCAAGAUUUUGAGAAUGAUGGUAGGAUCAAAGUUCUUCCUCAUAUGGAUGGGUUAGGACCUAAUCAUCAGGUGACACACCAUUAUGGUAGUGAAGAUGAUCAUAAUUCAUACAUGAUGAAAAUUCAACGAAUUAAAUCAGAUUCAAUUAAAGAUCAAAAACAAAAUAGAAGAAAUAUUGAAGUAGAAAUUGCUUAUCCUAAAAAGAAAGUACCUAAAAAAAAAUAA